AUGCAAAAGAGGGAUCACAAUCAAACAAUACCUUUCUCGGUCCUUGUUGACACCAAAGCUCUGGAGGAGAUAUGUGUUUAUCUGUGUAAUGCUGAUACUUCGAGUUCCAGUCGUUAUUUUGUUGGCAUAGUCGGUAGCUCCCCUCAAUUCGGCAAUUGGAAUCCGAUAGAAGGUUUGAGAUGCCGUUUUGAGGCCCAAAAAGCUCCCGGGUUCGCGUACUUUAGCGUUACCAUAGUUUGUCGUAGAUGCGAUGUUUGGACUUGCGCUGUUCCAAAGUCAAAGCUGUUGCUGAAUCUGCAGUACAGAUUUUAUGUAGCUGAAUGGCGUAUCGAUAUUGAGAGCGAUCCUGUUGAAAAGAAGUUAGUUGUUCUUGCUUGGGAGUCACGACUGAAACCUCGUGUCUUUGAUCUUGCUGAUAAUGGAACAUAUAUCCAACGUGGGUAUCUUAUGUCGCAUUCUGAGCUACGAAUUCGUCUGUCGGGUUUGGCGUUGAAACUUUCAAAAAAUGCCAUUCCCGGCCUGUCGUCAUCAACACGAGAUCUUACUAAAUUGGCUGGUCGUCGGGUUUACGUGACUUGUCGGCAGUCUAUCGUUGAAGAAAAUGGUCUAAUAACGGCAUUAGAAGGUGAGACUCCAAUAUACCCUAACAAGAACAUCAGCACGCAACCAAUCGCCAAGAAUUCGAGCCAUAUGGUCUAUUCUCUGGAGCAAAGCCUUGCCACAGAGAUUCGAUCACAGCUAAUUGAAAGUUCUAGCAGCGUCCCCGCCGAGCAUACCCCUUAUACCGUCUCCCAAUCAUUAUAUAUUCGCGGCACUCCGAACAGCGCCUUCUCCAUUCCACCGUCUAGACGGCCUGAAUUCUCUGUAUCUCCGUUGUCCAGCCGCUCCUCAACUUGUCCAUCAACACCAAGGUCCGUAUCCCCUGCUCUCAGUCAGGCAGGCGAGCCACCCGUCUUUCUUUCUGUUCUUUCCAAAGAGCGUUGUACUCGUCGCCUUGGGGAGCACACUGGCUGUUGGGGUACCCUUUAUUCCAGCGGUGACGACGUCACUUUCUAUAUUGAAACCGACAACGCGGAAGAUGUUGCCGUUGAGUUGGAGUUUUACGUAGAGGUCCCACGGGAAUGCGAAAAUGUUGAAGAAAAAAAACUACCACCUGUCAAAUUCUUGGGAUCUGCAUUUUUUGGACCGUUCUCUGGCUACUGGGGCCAAAAGCGAUCGCAACUUCUCAGCCGAAGACGAACCCCAAUGGGUGAUGUUCGCAUCUCCUUCAUUGUCAUUAAUCCAAUCCUCGAUGGACCUUCACCGACGUUGGAUGUGAGCUACAAGCACUACUGGAAGAACCGAGGUACCCUGGAAAUCGGUCAUCGUGGAAUGGGAACCUAUUAUUUAACAAAAAAGGAGAAGGACGUUGAAUUACCGGCGCCGGUUAAGGAAAAUACGCUCCGGUCCUUCCAGGCCGCGGUUGAUCAUGGGGCGGAUUUUGUGGAGAUGGAUGUCCAACUUACCAAGGACCACCAAGUUGUUGUCUAUCACGACUUUGAAACCGUUAUUACACCACGCAAGAAGCGGCGUGGUGAGUUGCAGAACCUAUCGGUAGCCGUGAAGGAUCUGCCUUAUGCUGCGCUUCGUGAACUUCGACUUCAGCACGCGAGUGUACUCUCAGAACCACAGUCCAAAGAGGAUCUGGAUGGCGAAGAUCUUGAUCCUGUAGAAUUGCAAGAUUUCCCUCUUCUGCGGGAUUGCCUCCAGCAUAUAGAUCCAGACGUUGGAUUUGAUAUCGAAAUUAAGUAUCCUAUGGAUUUAAAGGUGGGUGGAAGCGAAAUGGACAAUUUUUUUGAACGUAACCUCUACGUGGACACCAUUCUUCGUGAAAUCUUCAAGUACGCUGGAAAUCGACGCAUUCUCCUUUCCUGCUUCGACCCGGAUACUUGUGCCAUGCUUCAAGUGAAGCAAAUUCGCUUUCCUGUUUUCCAACUCGGCUUCUGGCCCGAUUAUUCGGACAUACGGCAGCAGAGUUUUGAAAUACUCUGCUAUUCAGCCAAGGCGAAUGAACUUUUGGGUGUCGCGGUCAAUAGCGAUGAGCUGCUCCGAAAUCCCGACAUGGCUGAGUUCGCCAGGGACCUCGGCCUCAUUGUCCUCGUAUGGGGCUCGGCUGCCAAUGAUUCUCGUAAUAUGAAACGUCUGAAGGAGCUCGGUGUUCGUGGGCUAAUUUAUGAUAGGAUACAGGAGCACAGGCAAAUUGGAAGCAUAAGUCUUCUAAAAUCGGGCAAAACGUCAUCCAACUCUUUGUCAGAUAGCCAGCAGCAACAGGAUUUGACGCCACCGCCGCUAGAAAAAUGUGCACCAGCCGAUUCUACCGGUCACUCCACACCCUCACCACCGCCCCUCGAAAGUCUUAAUGACAGCCACGAGUCUGGUACCUCCACACCCUCCCACCAGAACCACAGUCACCAAAAUCAAGCAAUCUCCGCAAAUUCGGCUUCUGUUGAUGCUCAAGAUCUGGUUGAUGCUCUCAAUAAACAGCUUCGCUUGAAUCCUACCUCAAUUGAGAAGAACAAGUGCAAGAUGCCUCUCACUCUAAAUAAUUAG
Messenger RNA from Echinococcus granulosus, 2589 nucleotides. RefSeq names its product Putative glycerophosphodiester phosphodiesterase. The coding region runs from base 1 to 2589 and encodes 862 amino acids. Gene Ontology annotation, biological process: glycerophospholipid catabolic process. Lineage: Eukaryota; Metazoa; Platyhelminthes; Cestoda; Cyclophyllidea; Taeniidae. The record is from RefSeq and is a predicted model, not a curated record. The transcript is spliced from 13 exons. Gene Ontology annotation, molecular function: glycerophosphocholine phosphodiesterase activity.